GGUGACGGGCUGCUGGUCCUUUUUGAAACGGCCACCCAACUGCGCACGCGUCCACUUCCCUACCCCCUCUCUCACUCACACAUACACACACCAGUUUCCCUCGCCAUUGAAAAGCGUGCCUACUGCGCAAUGCGCGUCCACCAACCUUUGCGUCCUGGCCUAUCAACUGCCCAUUCCCUACUUGACCCGGGAUAACAAAGUGUGAGGCUGGAUGAACACAGCAGGGCGAGCAGCAGCUCAGGAGCACAAAAGCUGACGUUUCGGGCCUAGACCCUACUUGACCCGGCACCGCCGUAACAGCCGCGCAUGCGCGCUGUUUCAGCGACCCGCCAGCUGCACAUGCGCACCGCUAAGCUAACGGCUAUUCCUCACCCCACGAGCUCCAAAAGGCGUUUUAUUGCUGCUCCCACCUAAUUACGCAUAAAAAAAGGAAAGUAUGGAAAUACCUUGGCCGGCGGAUUUAGUGCUGAAAUCACGGAUGUGAGUGCGGUGGAAGAAAAGAAAGAAGGGCGCGUUUGGGAGCGGAUUGGGGGGGGGGAAAUCCUCCUUUGUUUUAUUCGCCGUGUGGAAGGUGCGGAGCCCGGCAGACGUUCCGCCGACAUUUGUUUCCGUCCCCCUCCAAACCCCCACCAUCAUUUACCCUUAGCGUCAGGCCGGCGAGCUUUGUGUUACCUUCUGAAUCCCGUCGUAGCAGCAGGUUGUUGAGGAAAUAUCGCCGAAUCAUUGCCUGAGAAGGUGGGGAGAGACGAACGGAGCGGGAACCCUGUGUUGUCGAUUAAUUCGGUGCCUCCUUUCUCCUGUCCUGAGGACGCAGAGAGGGAGAGCUUCUCCCCUUAUUUUCCUUAAUCAAUGACUCCCAUCCUCGGCUGAAGUUUACACACCGAUUCUGUCCCUUUGCGUCCACUUGGAUCGAUGAGGCGUGGGAAAUCUUUUGCACAACACAAAUCGGGUUGUUUUUUUUACUGCAUUUUAUCCAUCUGCUUAAAUCAGUGUCUUUUAUUGUCGGGUUGAUCAUGUUCUGCACCAGAUUUCAUCGCCUGUGAGAAUUUACUGUACAAAGUUUCAUGUUGAACUCUGCAGUCACUGGAAUUAUUUAUUUAUUUAUUUGACUGAGGGUGGGGAUCUUACCACAUUCUCACAUCCUCGCCAUGAAUAACCUGUCUCUGAGUGAGCUGUGCUGCCUGUUCUGCUGCCCUCCCUGCCCUGGUCGGAUUGCGUCCAAACUGGCCUUCUUGCCCCCCGAGCCUACAUACGCGCUGCUGGCCGAUGAGGCUGGGGGCCGUUGGAGCCUGCACCUGUCCGAGCGGGCUGACUGGCAGUACUCGCAACGGGAGAAGGAUUCCAUCGAGGCCUUCAUGACCCGGACCAGCCGGGGCAACCGCAUCUCCUGCAUGUUCAUUCGCUGCUCGCCUAGCGCUCGGUUCACCUUGCUCUUUUCGCAUGGCAACGCCGUGGAUCUGGGCCAAAUGAGCAGUUUCUACAUCGGCCUAGGCUCCCGCAUCAAUUGCAAUGUCUUCUCCUACGAUUACUCGGGCUACGGCGCCAGUUCUGGGAAACCUUCCGAGAAGAACCUUUACGCAGAUGUGGACGCUGCGUGGCAAGCCCUAAGGACCAGGUAUGGGAUUCGUCCAGAGAAUGUGAUCCUGUACGGUCAGAGUAUAGGCACAGUACCUACAGUGGAUCUGGCUGCUCGAUAUGAAUGUGCUGCAGUUGUGCUUCAUUCUCCUUUGAUGUCUGGUAUGCGUGUUGCCUUUCCUGAUACCAAAAAGACAUACUGCUUUGAUGCAUUCCCCAACAUUGACAAGAUUUCGAAAAUAGCCUCUCCAGUGCUGGUCAUCCAUGGGACUGAAGAUGAAGUAAUCGACUUCUCACAUGGGCUUGCGUUGUAUGAGCAAUGUCAAAGGCCGGUAGAACCACUGUGGGUAGAGGGAGCUGGUCACAAUGAUGUGGAGCUCUAUGGACAGUACCUUGAAAGACUGAAGCAGUUUGUUUCUCAAGAACUGACAAAUUCUUAAAAGAAAGUUUAAUAUGCAGGAGCUUUUUUUUUUGUUUUGCUAUUUUAAAAAAAAAUCAUGACUGCUUUCCAUUUCUCAUUGUCAAAGCAUAUAUGCAACUGUAGUCUAACUGAGAAAAGCCUUAAAGGGCUUUGCAAAAAUGAAGAACUGCCCUUAGGAUUAUAGAGGUUUGUAACCAUGAAAAUAGUGAUAAUUGCCAGUAUGUUUACAAAAUAUAUCUAUAAAACUGGAGCAUGUAGUCAGUUUGUCAAAUUGGUUUAGGGUGACACCAAAAGAAAUACUUUUUCCCCCCCUUCUAUUCAGAAAUUUCAGUUUAAUAAUGUCUAAAAUAUUCUUUCAAUAAUUGUGCACAUUGUUGAUUUGUGUAUAUUGCCAAAUUGAUUUGCAUAUCACUUACGAAGAGAAUUGGAUUGAAUAGGCUGUCUGGAAUGUAUCUUCGUAAAUUAACUCCAAUUUACAUGUAGAGCAGAAAUAUUACUAAUACUGGAAAUCUUAAUUUGAGAAACAGAAAAUGUUGGAAAUUAAUUUCAGCAGGUCUGGCAGAGUCUGUGUUGCAAGUUUAAACUGUUGAUGUUUUCGAUUGUAACUUCUUGUCAGAACCAGCUUUCAGCUUGGAAUAUAAAAUUCUUCUUCAAGGCAUCCACGCGUAAAUGUAAAUCCUUAAACAGGAUUUUCGUAAUAUUUUCAAAAAAAUACACAAUUGAAAUACUUUAAAAACAUAUUAAUAAAAUUUAGACAAUUUACAUUUGAUCUGAGCUGUUGCAGAAAGCUGGCCAGACAUUAAUGUAUGAAAGCCAUAGUGCAUGCUAUGGUUUUUCAAUUCAAUAAAAUGACUUGAAUUUUCAACAGAUAUAUGUAAUGUAAAUCUAAUGCGAUACAAGUUGAGAGACAUGUAGCUGCUGAAUUAUUCAGUAACGCUCCAGCUACGUGCUUGGCAGGAUAGUGUAAGCAGGAAGUAUUGUGGGGUGGGGUGGCAGUGUUGGUGGACAUGGGCUCAGAAUCUCGGCUUCUGAGUUGAAAGGACAAGAAAUAUUUACCCAUUACACAAGACUCAUAUCACCUGGCAAAUUUGAUGCAAUGAAAUAUUACAAGCAGCUUUCUGGAUAAAGCUGGUCUUAAAAUUUAGAAAUGCACGAGGAUAUAUUUCAAGUGCUGAAUUUACUGAGAUGCUAAACUGAAAAAUUGUAAAUACAAUUUGUUUUGCACACAAUUUUAACAAAUUUGUGGCCACUCAGGUUUCAGUUUUGUUUUGCUGGUCAUGUGAAUAAACUCUGGUUUCAGAUUACACAUAUGUACUAUAUGUAAAUGCAAGGGAGAUACUUGUUAAAACAUACUUAACAUCCAUGACUUGAAGGAGUUUUUUUCAUUUUGCUGCAAAAACCUUUUGUAAUGAGGUAGUUUUAUCUUCUCCCCAUCUUUCUGAGCGUAGGAUAAGGCAGACUGGAGAAGGAUGCCAAAUCAUGUAGAAUUGGACACUAAUUAGAAGAUGGUUUUAAUAAAAAGUAACCAGCACACUGUAAUACAACAUUCUUUUCAGGUGUAUUCCCUGCUUCCCCUUUACCCCCUUCAGUGUUGCAUACGUUAAAGCUUUCUGAACAUUAUAGGGCCAUGUGGAAUGAUUGCAUUUAAAUGGAGAAUACAAAGGAUUUUUUAAAAAAGGGACAGGCUUUAACACUAUGUAACUCAAAGUAGCCUUACAGAAUUGCGACAUUUUUUUAAACGUGAAUGUGUAAAUGCUUGUACUACUUGUAUUUGAAUUUUUAUGCUGAUGUAUAAUCCCAUAUUUCUGUAUAUCAUGACCAAGUGCUAUUUAGCAGUCAGUUGUAUCUUGCCUGUGGAAUAAUUGUACAAGUCCGAUUUAUACAUUCAGUGUCAAAUAAGAUAUGGCAAGCAGGCAUUGCCAGUGUUGAUGCAAUAUGCUUUGUUCUAACAGUGCUAUAUUCUAAGCUUAGUACUUCAGGAGCCAAAUAUUAAACUCUGCUGGAGCAUCCAUCUUUAAAGACAAUGAAACAAGUUGUGGUACCUUCCACAGUCUUAAACAGCAAUUAGCAUCUGUGUAUAUUCCUUGACCUAUGCCAGUUCCACUCAUUACUGGAAAAUAUAGUCUUCGUUCUUUGAACUGCUUCGACAGUGUGUAGAAUUCAGCAGGUUUCUGGUUGCAUAGAAUUAAUUCCGACUGCGGUUUUGUGAUGCAUAUUAUGUUGUUCUCAUGUAUAAACCUUUGAGUUAAAUUCUGACAUUAGUUGAUAACCUAGCUAAGAUAAAUCAGUCUUGGUCGUUUCCAUGACAUGCUCUGGAAUAAAAGCUCCCAUUUGAAAAUCAAUCUGGCUCUAGAAACCAAGGGCAAUCUUGUCUGUCCAAAUGGCAACUGAAUGUUGCUGCCUAUACACGCCUGGAGCACUGGUGCUGUUGUUCAGCUACCUCAAUAGUUUGUUAAAUUGGAACAAAAUCUUACUUGUUCUCCGAGUUUGGAAAGACCAAACCCCAAAUGCCCCACACUCGGUGUAUCACUUAUGACACUUAUUCUGUCUUUCCAGGCGACUAGGUAUAUGUUGCUGUGUUUCACAGACAUCAAUGUAAGAUAUUAUUAAGCUGUUUAUUUUCUAUCAUUUUGGACACUUCUAAAAGAGCAUUGUUACUGCUAGUGGCUCCUUCCAAUUCGUACUACCUACAAAUCUGCUGAGAAGUGGCAGUAGAGGCGAAUGGGAAUGAUAUGAAACAGAUAAGUUACUUAGCAGCUUGAAUAACUUAAACAGCUGGGAUCAUAGCAGUUGCAUAUCACCAGCCUAAACAGAUAGGUGCCAUAUAUUAAACCCCUUUAAAACUGUGUGAAAUCUGUGUUUUAUGUAACCAUUGUUUAAAUGAAGUUAAAUGGGUGGCCUGUGGAAAAUGAAAUUCUCUAGUCCUUUUUACCAUACUGACUACUGAGCAAAUCAAAUUUACUUGUACCUCUUUCUUUUGCUUUUUUCUGUUUUACCUGAUGCGGGCAGAUUGGUACUUUUAUUA
This is a messenger RNA of Stegostoma tigrinum, 5021 nucleotides long. Its product is annotated as alpha/beta hydrolase domain-containing protein 17B. Gene Ontology annotation, cellular component: endosome membrane; plasma membrane. The coding region runs from base 1149 to 2015 and encodes 288 amino acids. Gene Ontology annotation, biological process: protein depalmitoylation. NCBI's taxonomy places the organism in Eukaryota, Metazoa, Chordata, Chondrichthyes, Orectolobiformes, Stegostomatidae. Gene Ontology annotation, molecular function: palmitoyl-(protein) hydrolase activity. The transcript is spliced from 3 exons. The record is from RefSeq and is a predicted model, not a curated record.